Messenger RNA from Exaiptasia diaphana, 878 nucleotides. RefSeq names its product EEF1A lysine methyltransferase 4. The transcript has 2 exons. The record is from RefSeq and is a predicted model, not a curated record. Lineage: Eukaryota; Metazoa; Cnidaria; Anthozoa; Actiniaria; Aiptasiidae. Bases 69 to 806 code for a protein of 245 amino acids.
CGGACGAAACGUAAUAAUAGGUUUCUUUACACAAAUUCAUUAAUAUUAGCCCUUAGGACGCCCUAAAUAUGGAUUUACCAGAUAAAAAUGAAACCUACAAACUUAAAGAAUAUUGGGAUGAGCGUUACUCCAAAGAAGACAGCUUUGAAUGGUGCAAAAGCUACGGUGAUUUCAAACAAUUGUUGUCUGAAAAUAUCAACAAAGGCGACAGAAUUUUGAUGUUAGGAUGUGGAAAUAGCUCAUUGAGCGAAGACAUGUACCGUGAUGGAUAUAUAAACAUUGUAAAUAUAGACUUUUCGCCAGUAGUGAUUGAAAAUAUGAGRAAAAAAUGUCAAGACAUGAUUGACAUGGAAUGGCGAAUCAUGGACAUCACCAAGAUGUCCUUCACUUCGAGUUCUUUUGAUGUUGUUAUUGAGAAAGCCACGCUAGAUGCACUUUUAGUUGAAGAAAAAGAUAGUUGGAAUCCAUCUAAAGAAGCUCGGGAUUGCAUGAAUUGUGUUCUCUCUCAGGUUUCCCACAUCCUAAAAGAUGGUGGUCGAUUUAUUUCUGUGACAUUCUCCCAGCCACAUUUCAGAAAGCCUUUCCUUGCCAAGUCAGAGUAUAAUUGGUCCAUAAGAAUGCAUACAUUUGGUGACUCCUUUCAUUUUUUCUUCUAUGUAAUGGAAAAGGGUAAAGAACUUAGCAAAGAAGAUAAAGCUUUAGAAAGUACUACUAAGAAUAAAGACAAUUGUAUCAAUAAAAUUCAUGACUUGAAUGGUGAAAUUUCAGAGGAUGAAGAAGAUUUUUUAUUGAACAUGACAUUAUGACAUGCACUGGAGAUUAUUUUGAUAAAUAGAUUAUUGUGAUCAUCUCCUGAACAUGUUUGUGUCCAAUAAAAG